Molecule: messenger RNA, 1017 nt
Organism: Tricharina praecox
Lineage: Eukaryota; Fungi; Ascomycota; Pezizomycetes; Pezizales; Pyronemataceae
Product: cutinase
Exons: 4
Coding region: 73-846 (257 amino acids)
Biological process (GO): carbohydrate catabolic process
Cellular component (GO): extracellular region
Molecular function (GO): cutinase activity
Source: RefSeq, a predicted model, not a curated record
GAGGGAGGAAUGGAGGGAGGCAUAUAAACUUCCACGUCCCGUCCCUUCGAUUCCAUCUCCAGAUCAAGCACAAUGCUCACUAUCCGCAGCCUCUUCCUACUCGCACUCCCGCUCCUCGCAGCCUCCCGGGCAGUGGAGCUGGACCCACGUCUCGCCGGCCUCCCAGAUCUCCCCAGCCAGAUCGCCUACACACCCGCCGAGGCAUUGGAGCACAGCUUCAAGGCAGUCCACGACGCCCACCAAGCACGGAAGGAGGCGCUGCGGCGGCGCGGAGACAGCGAUGAGGGGAUUCCCGGCGUCGUGACCACACGGAACGAGCUGAACGAGGGGAAGUGCGCGGACAUCAUCGUCAUCUUUGCAAGGGGGACUACUGAGCCUGGAAAUGUUGGUGACGAUGUCGGCCCCAUGUUCUUCAUCGACCUCGAGAAACUCGAGCCGGGCCGCGUGAUAAUCCAGGGAGUCAAUGACUACCCCGCUACGGUUUGGGACUUCCUCAUCGGCGGCAGCACAGCGGGCGCAAAAGACAUGGCCAAGAGCGUCAAGCUUGCAUCGACACAGUGUCCCAGCUCCAAGAUCGUGCUCAGCGGGUUCAGCCAGGGUGCGCAAGUAACGCACAAAGCUGCGGCUCUCCUGGCCACCUCGCUAUAUUCCAAGAUUGGAGCGAUCGUCCUCUUUGGUGAUCCAAACAAUGGAGACGCCUUCCCCGGCUCGUUGAACAAUAACGUUAAGACUUUCUGCCACGAUGGAGAUCUCAUCUGCGACGGCCUGCCGAUCCCGCUGGAUGCUCAUGCGAAUUAUGAGGAUGAUAGUGGCGAGGCGGCAGCGUAUGUUGCCGAUCGGUUGUAGGGGGUGAGAUGGGCGGAUGGACUAGAUUGGGCUUGCUUCCUUGUGUAUGUGUAUGUGUACUUGUACGGCAUAGUUAGAUCCAAUAUAAUACCCACAUAGAUAAUGCCUUACCAGACUGCAUGCGACUCACAAGCCAUCACUCCGGUGCCAGUGCAAACGCCGGAAAAGGAA